Molecule: messenger RNA, 1922 nt
Organism: Lingula anatina
Lineage: Eukaryota; Metazoa; Brachiopoda; Lingulata; Lingulida; Lingulidae
Source: RefSeq, a predicted model, not a curated record
UUGAACAAAGCUACUACGUACAGGGCAAUCACGCCGCAGUACAUGUAGAUCGGUCUUGAUAGGUAAGCUUCAAUAACCACCAUGGACAGAGAGUCAACGUCUAAUCACACUGGAAGUCGUAUAAAUAACACGAUUUUAGAUGAUAUUAGCGACUCCAGUGAUUAUGUCGUCGUGUUCAAAGGAGACACUGGCAAAAGACUUGUACAGCUUAUGGAGGAAAACAACAGACAACAGCAAUCCAUCAUAAACCUGCUCAAAGCCCUGGUGGAGAGGGGGGCGUCCGAUCAGUCCGAUCCCCCCAGCCCCUAUUCUGGGAAGAGAAAGAGGGGCAGCUCGGAGAGUCUUAGCGUCGACAAGGAGUGCAGAACGGCUUUGAGAGACACCUAUCGGACAAUAAUUAGGCACAGCUCUGUCGGCUGGAAUUUUGAGCAAAGCUUUACUGCUCCACCCAACCUGGCCGUCACUGAGGCCGUAGUUACAGAAAUAAGGAGGAAAUAUUCACAAGAUGGAACGCCCAAGUGGUCUGAACCCAUGAUAAAUGCGGCGUGUCGUGUUUACUACCGUUCACUGAGAGACGACUUUAAGAGAAGCAAUGAAGGAACAAAAGACAGACACAGGGAGCGGAUUAGGAGGAACGAAAGGCUGAAAAGGAAAUUAUCCAGAAGACAAACUGCCCUCAAGGACAUAGAUUGGAGCGAGGAAGAGAAAAAGAAAGUGGAAGAAAUACUUGUGAAAGACUUUAUGUCCAGCGAUGAAGAGGAGGACGGUGGCAGCUAUGUUAAAUCUCUGGAAUGGGAAUCGGAAACCUUAAGGCAUUACAAAAUGGAACUGGAUCAUUUUUACGUUGAAAAACAAAAUGCGAGAACGGUUAAUGCCAUGAUUUUACCGGAAAGAAACGGGGGCUAUUUUUCUUUGCGGAAAAAGCCAGAAAAUUGUCCCUCGUGGGCAAGUCUUUCUUUCACGUAAUCAGCAAGAGAAAGUUGAAGAGGAAACUGCGUCCAUUUUAGCUUCUCAUGGUUGUCAUAUAUUCUACGUCUAUAAAUUCUCACUUUCUGACACAUUUGUAAUUUUGUUUAACUAUCUUUUUAUGGUGAAUGUGCGACAUCUGCAGGUCGAGUUAUAACGUACUAUGAGCAAGAUCGUAAAAUUUAUUUGUACCAACUUCAAAAAAUGAAACAAAAGCCGUUUCCAAAAUUUUAUUGAAAAUGUUCAACCAGUACUUUCUUAUGUCUUUAUAAUUUUACAUAAAUAAAGUUAUUUAUAUCUAUUACUGGACUUACAAUUUAGUCUAAAUGACGACGUUGUGUCUACCUCUUGGAUAUUUCAGCCAUCUACUGAGAGAACAGGUGAAACUAUUCUCAGUUCUUGUUACAAGUACAACCUACAAAGACCAAGGAAUUAAUAUAAUUCCUAGCAUAGACUGCAUAAUAUCUUUGCAAUUUUACUUUUACAAUUAAAAUGUGUGUAAGUACACAACAGUCACAGAAAAAUCCUGCAGUACACAUAUUAAUUCACAACAAAUAUAAGCAACAGAUGUAUGUCACUCAAAAGUCUCCCAAGCUUAACAAAAGCUUUGGCCAGUUUUAUCUGAUGUCUUUGUAAUUUUUUAAGACAUGUAAGUGCAUGAAAGUAAAAGACUGCAGUAUGAAAUAACUACAGAAAAAAACUACAACUAUAUGCAGUUGGGUCAUCUCUCUAAGGUAAAAGUCCAUUUAUAUCCACCCCAUAUGCCCCAAAGCCAUAGUAUUUUCUAUGUCUACGUAAGCUUAUUUUCCCCAAUUCUGACCUAAAAAAAUACCAUAAAAAUAAAAGUACCUGAUGUUGAUGUUUCCUCUGAAAUGUACAGGAAGACAUGGUGGGCAAAUCCAAGACAGGAAAACUUUAAAGAAUAUGGCAAGGGUUUCAGAGAUCUCACCACAUAA